This is a messenger RNA of Tribolium madens (black flour beetle), 923 nucleotides long. RefSeq lists its product as uncharacterized. The record is from RefSeq and is a predicted model, not a curated record. The transcript is spliced from 4 exons. Lineage: Eukaryota; Metazoa; Arthropoda; Insecta; Coleoptera; Tenebrionidae. The coding region runs from base 375 to 905 and encodes 176 amino acids.
AACUGCUUAGCCAGAGGCUACGUUGUUUAUUCGACAUUAAAUUGGUGUUUUAGAAUGUAUAGAAAUCGAAACCAUUUAGACCGCCUUAGGGAUGAAAAGGUACAUCUUACACUUUUUCACUCCUACCAACCCUGUUGAGGUAAAUUGCUCCAGUUUGUUUAUCAGUAUGUAUCAAACCCAAGUACGCCACUGAUACUACCCACCGCUUCGAUUUGCCUUAACAAAAUUUAUUAUUGAGAAAAUAGAAUGAACAAAUCCCACAUUACGAUUUCAAUACAGUAUGACUAUUAUAAAAUAUGCGAAACUGAUUUAAGCUCUUAAAUUUGAUUUUUAACAUUUUAUAAUUAUCUGCCUUCUGAACAGUUCGUUUGAUAAUGAAUUUAUGUGUUGUGACUUACCUAUUUUCUUAUUCUUUAUUCAUUCUUUUUACUCCUGUAAAAUCAUAUUACGAAAAUGGUAAGUCUCGUCCUUGCAAAUGUGGAGAUUUACUAUACCGGUUGCUUAAUUCACGCCAAAAUGAAAAUAUUCUCGGAGGAAAUGAAGCAUAUAACGAAGAUGAUGACACCUACAAUGCACCUCAAAUGGCGCCUCAAUUCCAAGAAAUAUUUGACAAACCAUCUAGACAAUUAGGGCAACUGAUCCUCAAUAAAAUCCUCAUUCCUAUAUCAAGCAGGAACUUUGCCAUGGCAAGAGUACCACGUCCUCAAUCUAGACGAAGGCAAUUAAAACAAUUUUGUUUUUUUAUAACUGAUAAAAGUGAGGUACUUUGGUGUCCCGGAGCUUUAGCAAAAAUUGGAAAAUUUUUAAGAGAAAAACCGACAUUUUUUGGGAUACUAAAAGUACUCUUUGAUAGUUUUAUCGCAGCACCUUUAAAUUUUCUAUUGGGUUUACCAGUCUGUGAUUAACAGCAUUCAUUAAGAAUA